This is a messenger RNA of Anguilla rostrata (American eel), 2603 nucleotides long. RefSeq names its product B2 bradykinin receptor-like. The coding region runs from base 342 to 1397 and encodes 351 amino acids. The transcript has 2 exons. Gene Ontology annotation, cellular component: membrane; external side of plasma membrane. Gene Ontology annotation, molecular function: C-C chemokine binding; C-C chemokine receptor activity; bradykinin receptor activity. NCBI's taxonomy places the organism in Eukaryota, Metazoa, Chordata, Actinopteri, Anguilliformes, Anguillidae. The record is from RefSeq and is a predicted model, not a curated record. Gene Ontology annotation, biological process: positive regulation of cytosolic calcium ion concentration; immune response; G protein-coupled receptor signaling pathway.
UUUUUCAGUUCUGCAACUCAUGAAAUGCUUGUUAUCUUAAGUGUGCGAUGCCUACGUGAACUGAUAUUCCUCAAAACAGAUGAAUACUGUGUAGUCCAAUAGUAUGAAUAUGAUGUUUUUUUAAAUGAGCUAUACAGAAGCAGCUGGGCAAAGAGGGCGGAAAACAUUAGGGAAAGAAAGAUGAUGAAUGGAUGACAUCACUUUAAUUCCCUCCUCCUCUAACAGCCGUUGCUUUUCAAGGCAGACUGUAGCAGAAGCAGAAUCGCCGUGGCCGCACAUCUGGGCUAAAGGGAACACAGCUGGAUUUAGACGGGCAUAGAUUCAAUCAAGCCAGCACCAUCAUGAGCUCCAACACCACAGAGACGGCUACUUUAGGCCUCACAACGGGUAACGCCACGGUCCACGAGGGCAGCCAUGGCAACUGUAGCUCAGAGGGCUGGGAUUGGCUGUACACCAUGCAGCCGGUCUACAUGCUGGUGAUCUGCGUGCUGGGCAUCGCUGGGAACGUCUUCGUCCUCUCCGUCUUCUGCCUGCACAAGAAGGCCUGCACGGUGGCGGAAAUCUACUUGAGCAACCUGGCUGUUGCAGACUUGGUCUUCGUCUCCUGCCUACCCUUCUGGGCCAUCAGCGUGUGGAAUGAGUUUGACUGGCAGUUCGGGCAGGUGAUGUGUCGCCUGGUCAACAUGGGCAUCAAGGUCAACAUGUACUGCAGCGUCUACAGCCUGGUCCUGGUGAGCUUCGAUCGCUACGUGGCGUUGGUCCACACCAUGUCCCACGGGCGAAUGCGGAGGGCGUCCUACGCCAAGCUGAGCUGCCUGGCCAUCUGGUGCCUGGGCAUUCUCAUGAGCAUCCCAGUUGUCAUUUUCAGGAAGGUGGAAUACAUAGAAGAAUUUGAUGUGGACGCCUGCAUUCUGGAUUACCCGUCGUUUGCGGUGGAGGUGGCCUGCGACCUGCUCCUGGUCCUUUUGGGGUUCCUCAUACCUCUGUCGGUCAUCUCCUACUGCACGUGUAAGAUCAUCCAGGCUUUGAAGAAUCAGAACGUGAACAAGUUCAGCGCGGUGAGGACAGAGAAGAAGGCUACUCUCCUGGUGCUUUUCGUAUUGCUGGCGUUCAUGUUUUGUUGGAUUCCGUUUCACCUCGUCACGUUUCUCGACGUUGUUGUUCGGGUCAUGGGUCUCACCGAAUGUGAACUGAUCAAUGGCCUUGAGAUCAGCAACCAGGUGUUCACCUACCUGGCUUUUAGUAACAGCGUGUUGAAUCCCAUUUUAUAUGUGAUUGUUGGAAAGAACUUCAGAAAGAAAGUUAAGGAGGUCUUUGAGCAAAUAUAUCAGAAAAGAACAAGAGUGACUGGAUCAACUCGGUCAAAUCUGUCAUCAACACUGAAAACCAUUAUUUGAGCUGUUUUACAAACGAAAUAUGUGAUUAGACGCCUGUGGCCUCCAUUUCACUCCUAGAAAUUGAAGAAUUAAGCUGAUAAUCAAUUUUUCAAUUGUUAAAAUAUAUUAAAUAUUUAUGAUAUUUAUAAUAGUUUAUGUAUAUAAUGUUCUUUCCAUUUAAUGUUUACUAUUUAUGUGUGAUUCCAUGCAAAAAUGUACAUCCUGUGUAAUAUGUAAAAUGUUCUCACAGAUCUGAUUGCAUAUCAGAAUGUUGAAUGGCUUAUUUAUCAAACAUAUAAUUGAAUAGAUGCUAACCCUGAAGCACCAGCAGAAGCAGGCCCAGAUAGUAUGACAAAUCAUAUGUUAUUUAAAAAAUGGAACUCUAAACAAAAACUAGCAUUAAGGGAAAACAGCAACUAACUACAAAAUGCCCCCCGCCCUUUAAGUUGACCUGUAGCAUUCUAAGAUUUACUUUCUAACAUCUGUGUUAUACAGUCAUUGCUUCCAAAUAGUACACCAGUAUUGGGAGACCUAAUGACUUAUUCCCUCCCUCUUGUGUAAUAAUGGGGGAAAGCCUGUUGCCUAAAUCUCUCUUUACUUGAGCAAUACUAUGACCAACUAUUGUGCUUUGCCUAGUGGGACUCUCAAAAACACUCAGGAUCUAGGUUCUAUUCCUUGGGGCAUGUCACUACACCAAGACCUAGUGCUUAACCUGACCCAGGAAAUACCCAUGUUACAGAGUGCAACUCAAGUAAAAUUUGUAAAUGUUGAAGCAGUAUUGAAAGACUUUUUAAAGUCAGCAUGUGAACAUAAGCAAAGAUCAAUACGUAACUGCUGAUGUUCUUAUGAAAAUAAGCAUUUAUAAAAUGCAUUUAUAAAUGUAGGCAGAUGCUUUUUUUGAAAUAGAAGAUUUAAGGACAUAUGUUCUUUUUUAUUUUAUUUGAAAUAAGAAUAAAAUAAGAACAACUCAGUAUAUAUAACAAAAUAGAAAUUAAACAUUGAUGAAGACCAAGCAGUAUUAAUUAAUUUGUUUGUGUAUGUAUAUGUGUGUGGACAUGUAUUUUGUUAAGUGUAUCAUUUCAAGAGAAGCUAUGUAAUGUAAAGUAUCAUAUGUGCUUUUUUCUGUUGUUAAAACACAUGUAUUGUGUGUAUAUGUGUCAUAUGAAGCAAAUGUACCAUGCAGACAUAGUCCAUAAAUUUUCCACAAAUAAAAUUAAGAGAACAGUG